UCCACGCCACCACUUCGCGCGCCCAGCUUCUCCCCUCUCCUUCCUCUCCCCUCCCUCCGCACUCCACGCAAACCAGAGCCCGCGCACGCAACCGGCCGACGGCGCCAAACAAAACGGCACGCGACGCUCAGCGAGGGCCGCGAGGAAGCAAUAGCAGAGGGACCGGAUGGUGUUCAGCGGCGCGUGGCUGGCGGCGGCGGCGCGGGUGCCGGCGGAGCUGUGCCAGGGCCCGCCGCGGCCGGGGCAGCGGCGGCGGCUGCGGGCCGACGAGGUGCUGCGCGCGCUGCUCACGCCGCCCGCGCGGGAGCUGGAGCGCCUGGCCGACUGCCUCUACGUCUUCUUCUGCCUGCCGCUGCCGGAGCCGGACCAGUACUACGUGCCGGCGUCCGGGCGCGGCGGCUGGGUGGCGCGCCGGCCGCCCGGCGCCGUGCUGUACAGCUACCGGCGGUCCCUCUCGCUCUCCUCCGACGGCGGCUCGUCGUCGUCCACGUGGAUGGGCGGCUCCGACGAGGAGGGGCUGUUGUAUUACUCGGACGACUAGGAAAGCAGCCGUGAUGUGCAUGUGUACUAGCGAUCGUCGUGUCGGGCUUGUGUUAGCUAGGCGGUGCUGCCGUUUUGUCCGUUCCAUUCUUUGUAGCAACUGUAUAAACGCUGUACAUAUUGGUUUGGUUGGUUGGAUUCAGCGAGAAAUCAAGACGGUUUUUCGCA
Messenger RNA from Triticum urartu, 708 nucleotides. The record is from RefSeq and is a predicted model, not a curated record. Lineage: Eukaryota; Viridiplantae; Streptophyta; Magnoliopsida; Poales; Poaceae.